AUCAAGGGAGAGAUCCAACGGCCGAGAGUGCCUGAUCGCUGAGGAGCCUCCGGCAUCCCUCCGGUUCAUAUCUCUUGAUAUAUAGGUGAUCGAGCCGAUGUACCUGCUUCAACUUUAAUAUUAAUAACACCACCAUCCAAAGUUCCAAACCCUAAUGGCAGGACCGCCGCCGGCAUGGGGGGCUGCAGGCGGGAGGGACCUCAUAAGUGGACUCCCCGACGACCUGCUCCACGAAAUCCUCGGCCGCCUCCUAUCCACCACCGCCGCCGCGCGCACCAGCGUCCUCGCCCGUCGCUGGCGCCGCGUCUGGGCGGACCUCCCCGAGCUCGUCCUCGGCGACGACCUGAUCGGUCACGAUUCCUUGUCCCUCGACGCCGUCGACGGCGCGCUUGCCGCCCACCCCGCCGCCCACGUCCACAGCCUCAAGAUCACAGUGCUCUACGACACCCCCGCCCACUGCGUCGCGUCGUGGCUGCGCUUCGCCUCACGGCGCCUCGCGGGCGCGCUCUACCUCCACGUGCGCGCACCUCGUUCACCUUAUCAGUGGGAGCAAUGGCGUGCUCGCAAGACCGCGGUUCUCGAGCUGCCACCGUGCGAGGGAGCGACGAGCAUAAAGUUUCUCCUCCACGGAGUACCGCACCUCCUCCUCCGGCCACAACCACCGCCGCCGGGCGGGGCCAUGUUCCCGGCGCUGACGGACCUGGAGAUCAGCGGGGCCACCAUGGAAAGCAGUGCCCUAGGAGCCCUCGUGUCCACGCAGUGCCCGUGCCUGCGGAAGCUCAGGCUGGCGUUGCUCACGCUGGUCGCAGGAGUCUGGAGCACGUGCCCUCGUUUCGUCUUCGCCGACUACGGGCGACAUCUCCGGCGGCUGGAAGUCAUGCGGUGCUCUGCCAUGGCACCUCUGAUGCGGUGGUUCGACUCGGUCGACGAGCUGCGACUCGCCUACAUUGUACCAGAAGACGGAUGGAACUGGAAGAGAUUCUUGGAUGACGCGACCAAUACUCUUCCCAAGUGCUCAACCUUGUGGGUAUCCUCAACCGGGAAUAACCAUGGCUUUGUACCAAUCGUGCUGCGUCUCCUCAGGAGAGGGAAUGACAUAAAGAAGCUGUGUAUGUCAUACACAUACAUACCCUCUACGAUUUUUGGAUCGCCAAUGCGUCCUUGUCACGCACCAAAGAGUUCCAUGGCGGACAACACCAUCCUUGAUUCACUUGAAGAGAUAGAGAUUGAUUAUAUGAAAGGAUCAGAAGAUGUAUUUGUGGAAUUCCUAAAGCAGCUGAUAUCCAAUAUAUGGAGCAUGCCAAAGCUGAAAAGUGUGGAAAUCAACAUGUUGCACUCCCCUUCUUCCCUGAACGACGUGGUACACGAGAGGAUCAGCGCCAUGUUCCCUCCGAAUAUCAGCGUCAGAUCAAAUGCGUUUCCCAAUGGAAGACCGCACCAGAUUAUUUGAAGCUAUUAUUUCUACAUAACCUGCGUUUUUCAUUUUUCAAUUUUUUGUUGAGAAACUACCUGAUAUAUACGUAUCUGAGAUUGGACCAUGUGUAGAAAAUUGAGAACAUAAAUACUCCCUCCGCCCAGAUUAGUUGUCUUAGAUUUAUCUAGAUACGAAUAUAUAUAUAGACAUUUUUUAGUAGACGGGGUACUAAUUUGAGGCGGAGGUAUUGAACAUAUAAACCACGCUAGAGUACCCGCCAUUCUAGGGGCACUCCUCGCGCGAGACGUUUUUGACCGCAGGAUGAAUUCACCACAGUACAUUUUUGGCUCUGGCAGAUGGUCAACCGUUGGCCUUUUCUCACAUUAGUGUAAGCUUAUAGAGAGGAUGAUGGGUGGGGCUCGUUGGUUGUGGGGUCAUGCGACUGA
Triticum urartu is the source of this 1860-nucleotide messenger RNA. RefSeq names its product F-box/LRR-repeat protein At2g29910-like. Gene Ontology annotation, molecular function: protein binding. The record is from RefSeq and is a predicted model, not a curated record. NCBI's taxonomy places the organism in Eukaryota, Viridiplantae, Streptophyta, Magnoliopsida, Poales, Poaceae.